AUGGCUCCAGCUCCCAUUGUUCCCGACAUUGUUGAUUAUGUCGAGCCCAAGAAGGACAACCUGGGCCUUCCAGAGCCAACAGCCAUCCGUCUCAAGAAGGCAGGCAUUGACCUGAGCAACGGCUACCCAUACAGACCCUCGAGGCCUCUCUUCCUCGACGAUGUCUACAAGAUCCGCAAUGUCGAACGGCCCUACGUCGACCCGGGUUCGAGGGCCGACAAGGAGAAGAAGGCCCUGCUCUCGGCAGCCACCAAAGUGACUGACCUCACGACGCACAUCGGCACCGAGAUCGAGGGCCUGCAGCUCAAGGACCUCACGGACCAGCAAAAGGACGAGCUGGCCCUGCUUGUUGCUGAGCGCAGUGUUGUUUUCUUCCGCGACCAAGAUCUGUCUCCUCAGCAGCAGAAGUCGCUGGGAGAAUGGUUUGGCGAGGUCGAGGUUCAUCCCCAAGUGCCUCAAGUACCAGGACUUCCCGGCGUCAGCAUUAUCUGGCCCGACCUGAUGGCAACCGAGCGUCAGACAGGCUUCCGCAAGCCUGGCGGCGCGUCUCGCUGGCACAGCGACCUUGUCCAUGAGCUGCACCCGGCCGGAUACACCCACCUACACAACGACACGAUUCCCCCCACGGGCGGUGAUACUCUCUGGGCGAGCGGCUACUCUGCUUACGAGAAGCUGUCUCCAGACUUCCGCAAGAUCAUUGACGGCAAGCUGGGUGUAUUCCGUUCAGCUCACCCCUACCUCGACCGUGAUCACCCUGAGGAGGGACCAAAGUAUAUCGAGAGGAUCCACCCCAUCGUCCGCACCCAUCCCGCCACGGGCUGGAAGUCCCUCUUUGUCAACCGGGCCAUGUGCCACCGGAUCGUAGGCCUCGACAAGCCAGAGAGCGAUGUCAUCCUGAACUACCUGUGUGAUGUGUACGAGUCGAACCCCGACAUCCAGGUCCGCUUCAAGUGGACGCAGGGCACGAGCGCCAUCUGGGACAACAGAAUUACCAACCACAACGCCAGCUGGGACUAUGGUGGCCGACACCCUCGUCAUGGCACUCGGGUCACUUCCCUGUGUGAGAAGCCCUACUUUGACCCGAGCUCGCCCACUCGGCGUCAGGCCUUGGGGCUGCUGGGUGAGGAUGAGAAGGAGGUCGAUGGUCCUGCUUAG
Messenger RNA from Cryphonectria parasitica EP155, 1155 nucleotides. RefSeq names its product TauD-domain-containing protein. Gene Ontology annotation, cellular component: cytoplasm. The transcript has 5 exons. NCBI's taxonomy places the organism in Eukaryota, Fungi, Ascomycota, Sordariomycetes, Diaporthales, Cryphonectriaceae. Gene Ontology annotation, molecular function: 2-oxoglutarate-dependent dioxygenase activity. The coding region runs from base 1 to 1155 and encodes 384 amino acids. The record is from RefSeq and is a predicted model, not a curated record.